ACCUUGUCCACCUCAAAAAAUAAAAAAAAGAAAAAAAAGAAAAAAAGAGAGAGGAAAAGGGGACAAACCACCAACAACAACCAGAAUAUCGCAUCGCCGUCGCGUCGUCGUCGAUCUCCCCGCCCCGCCCGCGCCGCGGAAUCUGACACAUCUCUCUAAUCUCUCCUAGGACCGGGUGCCCUUACAUCCACCCGCAACGCAAAUCGCCGUCCGAGCCAUCGCGGUGUCUCGUCUCCCCGUGCGAGAGGACGCCGGCAGCAGCGGCGUGCCAGUGCGGUGGCUUGGUGGGGGAAGACCGGAGGCGUCGGCAGAGCUCGCGUCCAGAGGUGCACGGCAGGCCUGUUCUCGGCGUCGGCUGGGGGAAGGCGAGUAGCCGCGGUGGGUGAUUCUCGCCCUCUCCCACCUGGUUUGGAAUCGAAUUGAAGGAAGGACGAGUGAAUAAUCAUGAGCUCGAUCUGCCCUUUCGCGGGAGCCACCACUGGUGGUGGUGUAUGCCCUGUGAAAUCUGAUAAGAGCAACACUGGGGUGUGCCCUGCAAAAUCUGACAAGAGCAUCAGUGGUGUAUGCCCUGUCACUGGCAAGGAUCAUGGUAGCAAGCUCAAGGAAAGUGGUGAUCAUGGUGAAGAAAAGGGCACCGAUCCUCGUGUCGUACCAGCAAAAUGCCCAUUCGGCUAUGACUCCAACACUUUCAAGCUGGGUCCGCUUAGCUGCAUUGUCUGCCAGGCACUACUCCAUGAAAGUAGCAAAUGCAAGCCGUGUGCCCAUAAAUUUUGCAAGGCAUGUAUAUCACGCUUUAAAGACUGCCCACUAUGUGGUGCUGAUAUAGAGGGUAUUGAGCCUGAUGCGGAACUUCAAGCUCUUGUUGACCGCUUCAUUGAUGGUCAUGCCAGAAUCAAGCGAUCACAUGCUGCAGGGGAUGUGGAAGCAGCAGAUGGCAAGAACAAAGUCAUAUAUGAGGAUGUUUCCAUGGAGAGAGGGGCUUUUCUGGUGCAGCAAGCUAUGAGGGCUUUUCGUGCCCGAAACAUUGAAAGUGCAAAGUCAAGGCUCACUAUGUGUGCAGACGACAUCAGGGAGGAGUUAAAAUCUUCAGAAGAUAACUUAGACCUAUGUUCACAGCUUGGAGCUGUGUUAGGAAUGCUUGGGGACUGCUGUCGGACCUUGGGAGAUGUUCCUGCAGCAAUCACCUACUAUGAAGAAAGUGCUGAGUUCCUCUCAAAGCCCCCUGCAAAAGAUCUUGAGCUGGUUCAUACUCUCUCUGUUUCACUAAAUAAAAUCGGUGACCUUCGCUACUAUGAUGGCGACCUCCAAUCUGCAAGAAACUAUUAUGCCCGUUCAUUGGAUGUUCGCAGAAAUGCAGUAAAAGAACACUCUGCUGUGGCUUCCCAGGUCAUUGAUCUGGCAACUUCUCUUGCAAAAGUUGCGGAUGUGGAUAGAAAUCUUGGUAACGAAAGUACCGCAGUUGAGGGUUUUGAGGAAGCAAUUCGAUGCCUUGAGAAGUUGAAGCUGGAUUCUGAACAAACUACCCUCGAACAGCGGCGCCUCUCGGUUCUCGACUUCCUGCACAACCAGUUGGCCGAUAAGUAAGACAUAGUCUUCUCCUAAGAAGGCACCACCAGCAGAUAUCUCCUCAUGGUAAUGUUCAACUCUACUACAUAAGGUUCCCUUUGGAAGGAGUUGGUCUAGAAGCAGCGAUGAGUGUGUGUUUACCAUCGUUUGAAACUUUGUCACGGCACAAAAUAAGAGCUCCUGCACUGUAAAUGUAAUCAUAUAUAUGCUCAUCGAGUAUUCUUGAUGAUUGCCGAUAUGGUUUAGUAGUCUAAGCACUCUGGUUUGUCAAUGUCAUAGCCUGGAGCAGCGCAUAAGAUGUUAGUUAACUUGUGGCAAGUUCCAUCUCGCUUUGAAGUGUCAUGUGUGAAGACCUAUCCUGUUGUAUAUUUGACAAUAAGACAGGGAGGUAGUAAUCAAAACCGUGGCCGUCGUUUCUCAUA
Messenger RNA from Zea mays, 1988 nucleotides. RefSeq lists its product as uncharacterized. The record is from RefSeq and is a predicted model, not a curated record. Gene Ontology annotation, molecular function: protein binding; ubiquitin protein ligase activity. Bases 445 to 1584 code for a protein of 379 amino acids. Gene Ontology annotation, biological process: protein ubiquitination. The transcript has 8 exons. Lineage: Eukaryota; Viridiplantae; Streptophyta; Magnoliopsida; Poales; Poaceae.